ACAAUUCGCUCGUGGACAUCGCUACGUAAUUGCCAAUGUGCACCACCCGUGAACAUGCGCUAGCUUACGGAACGGGAAAGCGAUCGAGCAAAAACUCUUACGGGCCUCUUAUUCUUCUCUCUGGUUUUCACAAGAAGAUGAAACGAAAUGUUACAUCUGCUUAUGUACUAUAUAACAAAAAUGGUCUCAGGACGAACCGAGCUACUCUCCCGCCCUCUUGUUUUUGCUUGCUUUUUAUUUACAGCAGUUAAAGCAGUUUACAGUUAUACUGCACCGCGGUGUAGAGAUCUAUUUUCUGCGCUAACAGACAACAUUACUGCACAUUGCACACAACUCUGCUAUCACGACGCGGAUAUAUCUCGCAUAAUUACAUGUAGAUUUUUUCACGUUCAAUCGAAUAUUUUUAUAAGUUUAUUAAAAUUCGUCUACUUUUGAUUUUUUAUUGGAUCGAAAUUAUUCGGAAUGAAGAAUGACGUAUUGAUGAUGCUCUGAUAGAGAUGUGUUAUGACAAAAACACUUGUAAAACCAACAGUGGGAAGUUGACAAACUCAGACUUGUCAUGCUGUUUUUAUUUAUUAAAAUAUGGAGAAAUACGUAUAUACAUAUGCGCAAAGUGUGGAACAGUUCGUACAAGAAACUGCUCUAUAUAUUUUAAACAAGUGCAGCAAGUAGAAAUUGAUGUAAGUUCUGUGUGACAACAUAGUUGAUGAAUAAUUUGCUCUCGAUCUGAUGACAACCGUGUUGUGUCGGCUUUGAUGAUCUUGGGUGACGGACUUUGUACAAAAAAAAUGAGAAUGUGGCGGCGCACAUAGCUAAACAAUAUCUUGUCUCUAUUUUGUGACAAACAACACAAACAAAAAUGAACAAAGAUAUGCCAUUAAGUAUAGAAUGGAUUCCAAAAGAUGCGUAUACGCACAAUUCUCUGGAUCAUUUUCUGCCGGGAGAUCAAAACGGACGCAAUGUUGUGUUUAUAAAACAAGAAUCUGAAUUCUUGGAAAAAGCGUUAAACACACAAACUUUGAAAAACAUGCUUGUUACCAUGCAAGUCCCUGAAUCUACGGACGAAGAUGAGAUGAAACGACAAAAUUGUCAGGAAACAUCAGCAACUCAAUGUCAAACAGAAUCUCCCAAAAGGAUGCCGGAACAAUUAACCGAGACUUCUAAGAAAUCAUACAACAAAGCUCGCAUUGACGUAAUAGAGGUCUCGACAGAAUCUACAUCUGAAUAUCGGUAUUUUUUCACUUACGAAGAUCAAUCCUCUAAAUUCACAGUGCUAAGAGCUCUUUGCGGCAACACUGCCAAAGAAGUUGCGGCAAAAUUGUUAGAUGUGUUGGCGAUCAUAGGGGCACCAAGAGUGUUAAGAAGUGGCAACGGACGUAAGUUUGCCGAACAAGUUGUGCGCGAACUGCGUUCACUGUGCAAGAAUUUCUUCAUAUUGCACGGAGACUUGCCUAAAUCCGAAGUUAGCUGCAGGGAUUUUAAGAGCUUGCUCGAAUCCUGGAUGAGGGAGAAUUCGACCAGAAUCUGGUGGGAGGGUUUGAAUUUCGUACAGAUGCUUCACAAUACGACGUAUCACUGUCAGAAUGGCAAAGUUCCGUGUGACAUGUUGUUCGGACGAAAUGUACGCGAGAAGUUUCAAAAUACCUGGGCGGAAAAGGAUACGGAGAAUGUGUGGACGGAAGAAAACUGGAUCGAGAGUUCGUCGAUCACCGAUUCCUUAUCGGUGAUUCGUGAGGAAAAUGAAAACGUGCAAGAAACACAAAGUCAGAAUGCGUAUUCGAAAGACAACGACGACGUGAACGGUUUUAGUUUCGUCGAUGUAAAAAGCGAAGCUCUCGUGGGCAGUAAACGCGGAACGGAUUCACAAGAUACGAAUGAAACAGACGCGAGAAUCGAAUCGAAAGAUAACGAAAACGCUCGAUCUCUCAAGUGCAAAUAUUGUCAGAAACAGUACGCGAGACUCGGACAUUACAAGAAUCACAUGAGAACUCACAGAGCAGAACAACUGCAAUGUAAGCUGUGCGGCAAAAGUUUUAGAGUUGCGAGAUUGUACGAGAAGCACGUUGCGUCACACGAACAGAACAAAUUAGCUAACAAGGAAGAAGUGAAUGAAAAUAUCAAAAGCAACGGCGACGCGUUAACGGCUGUGCUUAAGAAAGAAAACUGUCAAGUUAAAACACACGAAAUAUCCAAGAUAGCGAAUGAAGAUCGUGACACGUCGUUGGUCGCGAAAGAUUCCUGUGAUAAGAUCGUCGAGAACUCGAGUCAAACCGCAAGACGAAAGUUGUCCACGGAAAGCGGCGUUCGCGUGUCAAAAGCGCAAUCGCCUCUGGAGUGUACAUACUGCAAGCAGAAGUUCAGCUUUCCGAGCGUGCUGGUAAGGCACUUGCGGUCGCACACGAAUGAGCGACCGUACGUAUGCAAGGUGUGCAACAAGAGCUUCAAGCAGCUGGGACAUCUGAGUCAACACUCUCUGACGCAUCACGAUUAUCGCUCGUUCCAGUGCGCGGUUUGCGGUGUGAAGUUCGAUUCGCUGGACUCUCUGAAGAAACACGCUAACUCGCACGAGGGCGAUGGCGCAAUGACAACGCCCAGAAUUCGCGAAUAUCGCGUGUUCGAGUGCGACACCUGCAAGAAGGUGUUCGCGACUAAGAGCGUCUUGGAGCGGCACAUACUCACGCACACGCAGGAACGCCAGUACGAUUGUAAAGUAUGCGGCAAACGCUUCAAACAGGCCGGCCACGUGAAAUCGCACAUGCUGAUACACACCGGCGAGCGUCGCUUCCAGUGCACCGUUUGCUCGAAACGCUUCAGCCUGUCCAACUCGCUGAAGAAGCACAUGUACGUGCACAAUGGCGAGAAGCCGUAUCAGUGCGACGUGUGCGGCGCGCGGUUUCUGGAGAAGCGCAAUCUCAACGGCCAUCUGCUUACGCACACCAAUGAGCGUCCGCACGGUUGCAAGAUAUGCGGCAAACGUUACACCCUGGCCGAUACUCUGCGACGUCACGUGAGCGUCGCGCACAAGGACGGUCGCACUUAUCAGUGCGAGAUCUGCGCAAAGAUGUUUAAGCAGCUCGCCCAUCUGUCGGUGCACAAAAAGGUCCACAACGACGAGCGACCGUUUCAAUGUCACUUGUGCGAGAAGAAUUUCAAGCACAAAAACGUGCUCAAGUCGCAUCUUGCGAUUCACGCAAACGUACGGCCGUUCGAGUGUGAUGUGUGCAAAGCCACCUUCGUGAGGAAGACGAACUUGCAGACGCACAUCUCGUCCGCACACAUGAACGAGCGUCCGUAUGUGUGCACUAUCUGUGGCAAACGUUUCAAACAGAUCAGCCAUUUAAACGGCCACGUGAUUGUGCACAGCAAUCUGAUGCCCUACAAAUGUGACUUCUGCGAUCGUCGAUGCAAUCGACUCGACAAUCUGAAGAAGCACAUGCGUCUUCAUACGAAGAACAAAGAGUGAAGACAAAACGCGAAUUUUGGUAUCCGAGAGAGAGAGAAAGAGAGAAAAAAAGAGAUCUGAAUAGAGUAUACAAUUUUUAUAGAGAUAAGCCUCAAAGACAAAAUAUCUGUGUGUGGAAAAACACACAUGUAAAAAUAUACACUUAGAAGAAGUAACUUUUUACUAUAUAAAUAAAUAAAUUGUUUUUUAUACGCUAUAUAUUGUACUUAAAAAACGGAGAAAUAUUCAAU
This is a messenger RNA of Pseudomyrmex gracilis, 3693 nucleotides long. RefSeq names its product zinc finger protein 135-like. NCBI's taxonomy places the organism in Eukaryota, Metazoa, Arthropoda, Insecta, Hymenoptera, Formicidae. Bases 860 to 3463 code for a protein of 867 amino acids. Gene Ontology annotation, biological process: DNA integration. Gene Ontology annotation, molecular function: nucleic acid binding. The record is from RefSeq and is a predicted model, not a curated record. The transcript is spliced from 3 exons.